This is a messenger RNA of Camelus dromedarius (Arabian camel), 1421 nucleotides long. It is a transcript of the gene CCL28, whose product is annotated as C-C motif chemokine ligand 28. The coding region runs from base 272 to 652 and encodes 126 amino acids. Gene Ontology annotation, biological process: immune response. Gene Ontology annotation, molecular function: chemokine activity. The record is from RefSeq and is a predicted model, not a curated record. NCBI's taxonomy places the organism in Eukaryota, Metazoa, Chordata, Mammalia, Artiodactyla, Camelidae. Gene Ontology annotation, cellular component: extracellular region. The transcript has 3 exons.
CAAGUUCUGAUGCACACCUCCAACUCACAAUGACCUCACCAGAUGUCAGAUCACCAGGGACGUCGCCUGGCGCCCUGGUGGUUGAACGCAGCUCUGUGCUCAAGAGCGAGCCUGAUCUCGAGGAAAGAACUAGGUUCUCCAGUACCUCCUAGGGCGGGGCUUUCUGGCUUGCUUUCCUCCUUGCUCUUUCUCUGCACCCAAGGACACUUUUAGCCUCAUUUCCUGAUCUUACAGCCUCACCUGCGGCGUGGAGCUGCUGGGGCAGGCAGGCAUGCAGCAGACAGGACUCGCUCUCAUGGCCUUGGCUGCCUGUGUGGCUCUUCAUCCCUCGGAAGCCAUACUCCCCAUUGCCUCCAGCUGCUGCACCGAGGUUUCACAUCAUAUUUCCAGAAGGCUUCUGGAAAGAGUGAAUGUGUGUCGCAUUCAGAGAGCUGAUGGGGAUUGUGACUUGGCUGCUGUCAUCCUUCAUGUCAAGCGCAGAAGAAUCUGCGUCAGCCCACACAAUCAUGUUAUUAAGCAGUGGAUGAAGGAACAAGCAGCUAAGAAAGAUGCUAAAGGCAACGUUUGCCAGAAGAAACACCAUGGCAGGAAGAACAGUAAAGGGGCACAUCAGGGGAAGCGUGAAACACAUGGCCACAAAACUCCUUAUUAGAGAGGGUACAGAUGAAGCUACACAGACGAGUCCUGAGUGAACUUGGCCAUAGUUCAUUAGAACUAUAUCACGUGGAUAUUCCUUACUGGAAGCCAACAGGGCAAAACAAAAUAUAUUUUUUAAGGGAACAAUUAUAUAGAUGCAAAUGUAGCCAAUAAUGUAUUCAACUGAAAAAUGAAAUGAAAAGAGAAUACUUAUCUUCAUAUAAUAUUUUAAGAGCAGCAUACAGAUCUAAUUUCAAAAACUUUUUCAUUAUGAUGUUUUCCAAACCUACAAAGAAGUUGAAAAUGUUCUAUGAACACCUGUAUUCCUUUCACCUAGAUUAAUCCUUGUUAAUAUUCUGCCACACUUGUUUUUUUCUCUCUUCUCUCUUUGUACGUAUGUAUAUAAAACAUUAUGUAUAAAAAUAUAUAAUUCUUUUGCUAAACAAUUUGAAUAGAAGUUACAAACAUCAUGACACUUUAUUCCUAAAUAUUUUUUAGUGUACAACUUGGCAUCCCUCAAGAAUAAAGACUUUGUCUAAUUACACUAUCAGCUUUAUACCUAAAAACAAUUCAUCAUAUGUAUACACAGUAUAUGUAUUAACAUUCCACAUUCAAAUUUCUCCAACUUUUUCCAGAGCAUUAGAUUUUUUUUCAACCAAAGUUUACAUAUUACAAUUUAAUUGUUAUAUUUCUUUAGUAUCAUUCCAUCUAAAAAAAAUCCCUGCUUUUUUUCUUUUUUUUUCUUCCCAUGGCAUGAAUUAAAAAAAAAAAAAAAAAAAAAAAAA